GCCUUAAGCUAAAAUUUAAAAUAAUUUUAUAAAAACAAUGGCUGGAGUUGUGCUGGACUUUGCAAUUGAUGAGACUGCACCAGAUGCUGAAUUGGACGAAAUUAGAAAGGGAGUUUCUAAAAGGGGGAAUCUUUGGGAGAAUUUUCACUACAGAGCUGACAAUUUUCGACUUUGGCUUUCUACAAGAUGUUGUACUUGUCUCUCUUUUGUUCCGUCGUUGGCGUUGGUUGUGAUUGCUGCUGUGCUGAUAAUGCUGCUCAUUGCGACAAUUCCUCUGGCAUUUGGGCGUCGUUGUGACGGAAGAAUCGUCGAUGUGACUGACAUCCAGAUUGUGAGGAUGGAAGCGAUGAAAUUGACUGUCAAGAAUGUCAAACGACGCUUUCUUGCCCAGCAUCAAUCUUUUCCACGAUUGGGUCUUUUCCACGAUUGGUCAUAUGCAUGUGAUGGCCUUCUCUAA
Meloidogyne enterolobii is the source of this 457-nucleotide messenger RNA. NCBI's taxonomy places the organism in Eukaryota, Metazoa, Nematoda, Chromadorea, Rhabditida, Meloidogynidae. The record is from the annotation of a GenBank genome assembly.